CUUGAGGAAAACCUUUGUUGUUAGUUUUCUUUGUAGAUAGGUAGCUUUAAAAUUUUUAAACCUUUUGAUUUUGAUUCUGGUCUAAUAAUUAAAAAUGAAUUUAUUUUAGUACUUUAAAAUCUCAGUGAUAUCUUUAGUGAGUAGGUCAGGGUUCUUUAGUUAUUUUAGUUUACAAUGUGAAAUCGACUAACUGACGUAUAAUGAAAACUUUAUAACUAUCUGCACGUCUGGGGUCUAAAAAUGUCAUCAGUAGGGCAGUUAGUGCCACAGGCGACACAUGGCCCUCCAAACAUGACCACCACAUUCAACGGACCACACAUAGAAGGGUCAUUCUGCUCCCUGAUUGAUUACAACUAUGAUCCCAUUAUCAGUGUGAUUUGUGCAAUGUACAUCAUCUUUGGAAUUGUCUACACACUCUUUGGGUACCGAUGUUUCAAAGCUAGUAUGUUUCUAACGGGUUUUACCUUCGGCUCAGCGAUAGUUUAUCUCAUUUGUCUUCAGGAAUAUUUAAUGCCACCUUAUGGGAAUGUUGGUGUGGCGGUAUGUGCUGGACUGCUGUUCGGUCUCAUAACAAUGUUGAUCCAGUACGUGGGGCUGUUCAUGACAGGCUUCCACACGGGUCUCCUGCUCGCCAUCGCCGGCCUCGCCAUCUACGAUCACUUUCUUGAAAACAAACCUAAUACGUACUGGCUCUGCGUGGUGGUGUUGCUCGUCUCCGGGAUAUUCUUCGCGGUCAUUAACCUCUACUGGAAGAAAGUGCUGACGGCGUUCGGCACGAGCGUGUACGGCGGCGCCGUCGUCGCGACCUGCCUCGACUACUUUCUGGAGCGCAUGGUCAUGCUCAAGUGGUUGUGGGAGCGCGCUAAGCUGGAGCCUGUAGUGGUGCCGCCGUGCAGGCUGUCGUGGCUGGCGCUGGCCGCGUGGCCUGCAGCCGCGAUCGUGGGGUUUGUGGCGCAGGGCGCGCUCACCGCCGCCGGGACGCACCACGAGCAAAGUAUAGGCGCCCAGAAGCGUCGGUUGAAAGCGCAGCAGGCGCGGCCGGUGACGCGCGAGCAACGCGCCGAGAUGAAGCAGCGCAAGUACCGGUACUUGUACCAGGUGCGCACGGCGCACGGGGACGUGAUCUCGCAGUCGUACGUGCAGGCGCUACAGAAGAAGGCGCAGUGCGGCAACUGGAGCGGCGCGUGCGGCGGCGGCGGCGGCGGCGAGUGCAGCACGCUGCAGAGCGACUCCACGCACCUCACCGUGCUCGCGCCGCCCACCGACUCCGACGACGACCUCAACCAGAUACGCGCCGCGCACUAGGUAGGCGCCACACGCCGAGACGCGGAGUUAGGUUAAUUCCGAGCACCCAGUAUUAUCGUGCGAGGUGCCGUCGUACUCAUUACGUCAUCAUAUUAUAGUAGUAGUGAUCGAUAUUAUCGAUGUAUUUGUAUUGGAUGUGAUUUUACGAAAUUUUAUUAUUAUUAUUGUAUUUUAUAUUGUAAUCACAUUACUAAUGUCUAAGUGUCGGAGUUCGAGGCCAUUUCUUUAAUUUUUUUUUUUCGAUUACACGUAUUUUUAUUAACUUAUUAAAAAAAUUGUUACGAAUUCAGAAGUUAUCGAUACCUCGAGGGGCCGAAACGGCUAAGUAGUUAGAAUCGUUCUCGAGUGACGUCGACCCUCACCGAAAUAAUUAAAACACUGCCAUAUUGAUAGCUUUUAUAAAUACUUUAUAGGUCGUAAAUGAUUACAGAGUCGAGAACGACGGCCUCGGACUCCCCCGCUACCUCGCCCGCACGAGCGAGCGUGCACUAGGAGAAGUCUGUCUGUUGAACCUUUCGAGAUUUACUAUGAUAACAUUCCCACAUUUUGUUGUUACUCUAACGUUUCUGCUGAGAUUAGUUUCGUUUGUAUAUUCCGUUGGUGGAGACUUGUCGUUUCCUAUCUUUAGACUGAACUGAACGAUUACGGAUAUUUCGCUGAUGGCGUUCCUCUGCAAAGCACAAUGCUGUCGAGCGGGUAAGCUCUAUAAGAGCGCAACCAGCGUCGCGUCCAGCGUGCGACCGUACGCGUACAAUGCGCACGGUGCGUACGGCGCGAAGCGUACGUUCUGUUCGACGUGUGAUAUGUUAUAUUUUGGCCAAAGUUUAUUUAAGUUGUUACAGCUAAGAGCACAAUUAUUUUUGUUCACUUUUAAUAUUUACGCGAACUUUACUGCUUUCCUUAGUAUUAAGUGGCCGUUUCGAUCGUUAUGUCUUUGUCGGUAAACCGCAACGGUUCUAGUGGCGCAGCAGACGGGUCGGGGCAGGCGGUGCGGUACGCGUACAUGUGACGCAGGAGCCGUACAGAUAGUUUUAGUUGGCAUUCCUCCGUAUGUCCCCUUCGCGCCGUGUCCGUCUGUUCGCUCAACUCUAGUCUUUUGAUCCCGCGCGCGUGUGUGGCGAUACCGUCACCGAUGACGUCACGUCGUAGACGUCCUGCGCGCCCGUAUUAUAUACGAAUUAUUUGUUUUCGAUGUAUUUUUAUUUUAUUUUGUAAAAGUUUCUAACUUUCGUCUACUCAAGAUAAGUUAUUAUGAAUAAACUCUUACGACUGUUAUUUUAUUUUUAGUUUAAUUAUUAUUAUUUUUGUGUUGAUUUGUAUUGUAUUUUAUUAUUUUUCAAACGUAUGCGUGUGUGUGUUUUAUUUGAUUCCUCUCACACUCUCUCCCUCUUGUAUAAGAUAUUAUAUGAAUAGAUUAUUGAAAUAAAUACGAUCGAUCGUUAGAUGUAAAAAGGCUAAGUCGUAAUCGCUAGGGACGCAUACCGGAGACGAGUUGCGUCAGCCGUCGAGUAGUACACUCGGAACAAUAAUAUGGUAAGUGAGUUCCGACAGUAGGUCGAUAGUCGAUAGUCGUGCAUUCGUUUCGUAAUAUUUAAUUUGAAUGGCAUUCACCAGUGCACAGUGACUAUGAUCACUUGAAAUGAAAAUGAUAAUAUGUUGGUAUUGUAUAAUUUCCCAUGUAAGUGCUGUAGUCGCGCGACGUACGUCGAGUGCGAGCUAGUACGUGCUCCGGGCGGGUACGUGCCGAAGUUAGAUACACCCGGGAAGCGGAAGGUGAUAUUUUAAAGUAAAAAAUGUACGUUAACUGUAUUUUUGUAAAUAUGUUGUAGGCGAAAAAAAUAUUUUUAGUGAGCGCAACUGCAUUCUCGUCGUAGAACUCUCUCGUCACUGUUUGUCUAAAGUCGCGGUGUCGCGUAUAGCGCGUCCCGCUCGCACUCCCGUCGGUGUCGCGUGUAGCGCGUCCCGCUCGCACUCCCGUCGGUGUCGCGCGUAGCGCGUCCCGCUCGCACUCCCGUCGGUGUCGCGUAUAGCGCGUCCCGCUCGCACUCCCGUCGGUGUCGCGUGUAGCGCGUUCCUCUCGCACUCCCGUCGGUGUCGCGUGUAGAGCGUCCCGCUCGCACUCCCGUCGGUGUCGCGACGCUCACAUACGAACGAUAUUUCUAGAUCUAAUGUCUUGAGUCGAAUUCGAAAUACAGACAUUUAAUAUUUAUAUCGUGUUGAUGUAUUUUAAAGUUAUGGUGUAUUUGGGGUUCCGUAUCACAGAAGGGGCUUCACAGUUAGACUCCGUCCGUCUAAACAUUCAUUGUGAAAUUGCCCUCGGGCACGGGGUCAAUAGAAGGAUGGUAGGUAGUAGGACGAUACGAAGUUCUGUUUCUAUCGGCAGCUGUAGCGAAUAAGCAAACCUUUAAGGCUAAAUAAACAAAUAGGAACUUAACGAAUAGGCACUUUGUCCUAAUAAGUCCUAUUUCAAAGGCGUUGUCGAAUGAUGUACAUAAUAAACAAAUAUGAAAUAUCCGUCGGCGGUUCAUAGAACCACCGCAGCGCUCGAUGGGCUUCGGAACCCUGCCGAUUUAAAUCGCAAUAGACGUGUGUUUAAGUUAUGACCAUUUUAACAUUUCUUAAAUUAGAAGUAGUGUAUUUGCCAGCGCGCAACGUUCGCCUUUGCGUAACGCACAAGUUGAUAAUAACACUCUGGAAGUAUAUUUAUUCAACCUUUUACUUUGACAAAAUAUACUUUUCGAGACAAUAUAAAUAUAGACAGAACUUAAGUAGCAAACUUCCCUCAUACUCAUUCACCGUAUGGUGACACCAGCGUGAGGCCGGCCGUGUCGGUCUUCACCCGUGACACGUCAAGUCUAAAAUUAUUAUUAAUUAAUUAACCUUGAUGUCCUAGGAAUUGUAAUUAACAGUGCAAAGGAAUUGCACAAUUAUUGUGAUUCUAAUUAUCUUUUAUAUAAAUAAAUAAUCUCUAAGCAUUAAAUGUUUCUAGAGUUUUAUACCGAGUGAUCAAUAAAGUGAAAUAUUCUACAAUUAUGUACUAAAAUUGUAAUAAGUAAUUCCUGAAGAUUUCCUUACGGACGGUGUCGUCCAGGCGAAACUCUAGGAACAGGCGACUACAAACCACAACCUGCGUUGAUCACAUCGAUACCGGGCGACUGCUGUACUUUUGUCCUUUGCGGCGUCCGCUCUGCGCUGGAGGGACGGGCUGACCACUUGAUGUGUUUUAUUUCCUUUAGGGAGAAUACUCUUAUUAUUUAUAUAUUUUUAUUAUAAAUAUUUAUGAAGAUCACAACUGGAAUUUGUGCCAUUCUCACUUGUAGCCGCAGCGCGCCGGUAGAAUGUCACAAUUUUUAAUAAUUUUCCUCAAAAUUUAAGAACAAUCAAGCAUUCAUAAGGGUUAUUCGCGGCCGCCGAUCCGCCUGUUAGUGGAGGGCUAAUUUUGCCAAGUACGAACGUAAUUUCCAUAUUUUAAUAAAUUGUAGCAAAUCGAUUCUAUUGGUAGAUCCAAUGAUCCACUGGACGUACCACAUUCAUACAAUUCUCGUCCAUCUUAAAUCUAUAGAGUAUUUUUCUAUGCUGAAGAGCAAAAACCGUAUGAUGUCUGUAACACAGACCUCGAGUUGUCGUAGGUUGUCGGUCUGGUCGAGGUGUGCUCGUGCCACUGUCUCUGGUCUGCCCGUACGAACACUCGCGGGCCACUCGUACACAAUUAGCAGUAGAUAUGUUGGACUGCAGUCCUCUCUUGCCAAUACUGUAAUCUACGAACGUUAUUUUAAUAAAUAAUUUGU
Messenger RNA from Nymphalis io (European peacock), 5093 nucleotides. RefSeq names its product transmembrane protein 198. Lineage: Eukaryota; Metazoa; Arthropoda; Insecta; Lepidoptera; Nymphalidae. Gene Ontology annotation, cellular component: plasma membrane. The transcript is spliced from 8 exons. The record is from RefSeq and is a predicted model, not a curated record. Bases 241 to 1305 code for a protein of 354 amino acids.